AUGUUAUCUUGCCAGCACUGUCGUGAGCGACGUUUUGACACCAAGGAGGCGCUCCAGCAGCAUGUCCGGGACUCGCCUGGGCACCCGUACUGCAGCGACUGCGAUCGCUUCUUCGCGGACUACCAGGGAUACCUCUCCCACUGCGAUACUAAGCACCCAUUCCUCCAUCGCUGCUGCGACAAGAAAUUCAGGACGUUGAACGCCCUCGCUCAGCACUACUAUGUGUCAGACCAACACCCGAACUGCGACAUUUGCCAGAAAGGCUUCAAGUCGGUGCAAGUGAGGGACAAGCACCUAAGGGAACGCCACUCGCGCCGGUCAUGCACAAGCUGUCGAGAGAUGGUAUCGAUAGACAGCCUCGAGGAACACUAUCGUACCUCCCCGAAACAUCCCUUGUGUGCAUACUGUACGUUCCCUAAAGGAUUCGAGAAUGAAGCGGAAUACGAGAAGCAUAGGAAUAGUUACCAUUCGUGGAUCACCGCAGAACCGAUGUAUUAUCACGACGAACUUAGUGGUAACGCGGUCGUGCAGAGCGUGCCCCCUACUCAGGCUACACAUGCGAGAGGCGCUCGCGAGGCUCGUGCAGACGUUCCACGAGUUCGUAUUCAUGAAGAUCGCUCGUCCACGGACGGAUCUCCACCUGAAGUCGCUUCUGCAAUCCCCCACGUUGCAUUGCGAACCGCAUUACCUGUUUCACCUCCCGCGUCGCCUCCACUGCUGAGCGUCCACACCUCCGACCAGACCGCCGCUUCAUCUGCGUACUUCACCCCUGUCUCGGCUACGGAUCAGGUUACCGCCGCCCCUACUGUGCAAAUCAGUGCGCCUUCUCCGGAAGAUGUGAUGCAGACUUUCAAAGCUGCCGCCACAUACGAGUUGCUGCCUCCUCGCCGAAGCCCUGUCAUCGAAAGCCCCGAGCUCGAACGGCUACCCAGCAUCAGGCCAAUCGACUCGCCCACGUCUUCCUGCCCGCCGCAUUCGGCCUCGUCCUUCCUGCCUCCUUGGGACUACUACAAGCUGAUGCGCCACAAUCUCUCGGCCUCGCUUCCGACGCCAUUGGACGAAGAGGCCGAGGAUGCGAUCCACGACGCAAGGAGCGGCGACCCGCAAACCAUCGCUCUCCCGGCGAGCCCGCCGUACUCGCUCGAUGAUCUCGCUGACGACGCCACCGCGCCACUUCACCACGAGGAAGAAGAGGAUCUCAGCCUCCUGCACGAGCCUCCCCCGCGCGACUACGCCGCGACCGCGACCGACAUCGAGUCCUCCACCCUCCUUUCGUUCAACGCCCUCCUCGAGAAGUUCACGAACGGCGCCCAGGGGCUCAGCGAGCUCCAAGCGGAGACGUUCCCGCACGUGCCCACCCCGCCACCGUCCAAACACCUGCCACCGACGCGGCCACUCAAGCCACUGCUCGCUAUAAGACAGCAGCUGCAGCGCGCGGACUCGCCCCUGCCCUCCUCCGCACUGAGCACGAAGAUGGACGUUCCGAGCCGCAAAUACUCUCAGCUCCUGCGCUCGCCCGCCGAGUCACUCCAGAACCUACCCACCGCGGACUCGCCCAUCGUGGAGGCGCUCGUAGAGCACGUCGUACGCGAGAACGGGUUGGCAGGGCCUCAGUCUGCAGUCCUAGACGCCCCGUCCCCGCCAUCCUCCACCCGCGAGCCGGAGCCACAGGUCGGCUCCUCCAAACUGCACUGCAGGCUCUGUCUGGUCGACCCGUGCAAGGAACCUACCGCAACAUUCUGCGGGCACAUAUUCUGCAACUCCUGUAUCACGGAAAGCAUCGUCAGCGCGUCCAAGUGCCCGGUGUGCAAUGUUCCGACGCUGCUGUAUUGCCUGUUCAAGCUCGAUCUGGCCGCCUAA
Molecule: messenger RNA, 1860 nt
Organism: Punctularia strigosozonata HHB-11173 SS5
Lineage: Eukaryota; Fungi; Basidiomycota; Agaricomycetes; Corticiales; Punctulariaceae
Exons: 9
Coding region: 1-1860 (619 amino acids)
Molecular function (GO): metal ion binding
Source: RefSeq, a predicted model, not a curated record